AUGAAUCUGUUGGGCGUCAAUCUCCUCUUCGCCGCCUUCAGUAUGUCUUUGGCCAUCAUCUUCACCGCACUGCCUAACUGGUACCCGGGCUGGCACGCGUGUGCCGUGUAUCAUUACAUGAUACUCCCGUUAAGCUCCUGCCAAUUAUGGUCGCAGACGCUGGUGACCGUUAUUCGCAUCUGGGCGGUCUUCCAUCCCUUCUCCUACCGGACCAUCCAUAGUUACCGUAUCGCCGUGGCCACGUGCAGCACUGUAUGGGUGACUACACACCUGGUGGGCCUGCCGAUUUUCAUCCUGGAUGCCGUCUGGUACCGUACACCGGCGCCGUACCACUGCACGCUGUUCCAGCAUGUCCAACCGGUGACUACCGUCGUGUUCGAGCUAAUCAUGAUCGAUCUGACUGUCGUCGUCCUACUGGUAGCGUAUCCGCUGCUUUUUUGGAAAUUGUGGCGGCGGAUGCGCAAGCGUGCCAAGACGAGCAUGCCGAAGCGCAUGGACGUUAACGCCGUUGUAAGGACUGAUAAUAGUGGACCAGUGGAAACGAGUGAGGGGUCAUCUGCGGCGCGCCUCAUGAGAGAGCGGAACGAAUCAUGCAAAGCCAUCUUCAUGCUGUCCAUGAUGACUGUUAGCACAUCGGUAUUCUACGCGCCGUUUCUGUCGCUUGUGUCGGCCCAGCCGUGGAUUGUGGAUACAAUUCCGACCAUCAGCCAUGUGGUUCCAAAUCACGUCCAUCACGUAUCUUAUCAAGUCGCUACUCGACCCUGUUUUCUUCAUUACUGGAUUCGAAAAUCUGCGGGACAGUCUGAAAAGAAUCAUUAA
Molecule: messenger RNA, 819 nt
Organism: Paramacrobiotus metropolitanus
Lineage: Eukaryota; Metazoa; Tardigrada; Eutardigrada; Parachela; Macrobiotidae
Exons: 1
Coding region: 1-819 (272 amino acids)
Biological process (GO): neuropeptide signaling pathway
Cellular component (GO): membrane
Molecular function (GO): G protein-coupled peptide receptor activity
Source: RefSeq, a predicted model, not a curated record